UGCUGAUUCCGGCCACCCUGCCUCCCCGCUGCGACAUGCCUCCCUCGAGUGCCAUCUGCCGCCGCCAACUGCCUUCAUAUGAGGUCGUGAAGACUUCUGAACAAAGACAAAAAUUCGGGACAAGUGGCUGGAGCGAUCAUACCUGUCUGCCGCUGCCACACGCUGUCAACACACCUGGCACCGAUCCGGGACAGAUGCUGCUCGCUUACCUGAUGGGAAAAUGUGUCUUCUCUUUCGCCAGGAGUGACGGAAAGAAAGAAACAAGUGGAGAAGGAAGCGAUGGCCAGCUCUCAUGUCGCUCGAGAGAGGAAGGAAUGUGGGUUUUUGUGAGGCAAUAAAGAGAACAAUAUUAAUAACAAAAAAUA
Molecule: messenger RNA, 365 nt
Organism: Portunus trituberculatus (swimming crab)
Lineage: Eukaryota; Metazoa; Arthropoda; Malacostraca; Decapoda; Portunidae
Exons: 3
Coding region: 36-338 (100 amino acids)
Source: RefSeq, a predicted model, not a curated record